Amoebophrya sp. A120 is the source of this 2595-nucleotide messenger RNA. The record is from the annotation of a GenBank genome assembly. NCBI's taxonomy places the organism in Eukaryota, Dinophyceae, Syndiniales, Amoebophryaceae.
UCCAGCAACUAAUGAGAUUACAGGGGAGAAAAAGAACAGGGGUCGAUAUAAGGACAGUCUAAGGCUGAACGCCGAGAAGAUUUAAAUCAUCAGUAUGUAAGUACUUUGAAGCUCGCAAGUUGUAGAAAGUGCCGCGUUGUUGCUUUCACGAUGCACGUAAAUAGAGCCUUCAUGAUCGCCAUGGAGUGCGACUGCGAGCCAAAAGCACCAGAGGGCCUCAAUCUCAAUUUGCCCUGCGGGUGUUCUUCUGCGGAAUAAUUGUCGAGCUCGAGUGGCAGUGCAAAAGGUGUGGAGAGAUCGAUCUAUCGUCUUUUUUUCCUGUGCAAAGCAAUGCUUUCCGUUGUGGAUGCGGUCAUACACACCGCUUUUCUGGACUUAUCGAAACAAAUACCCUAAGACGUGCACUGCGAGGCGAUUUUAACAGGACUCGUUUGUUGCCGACUUGGAAUUCUCUCCAUACAGACGCGAAACUAUCGUUCGCAUUGUCGUCCUCAUUCCCAUUCUCUGAAAGCUAAACAGCGAGGAUGUCGUGCCCGCACUCGUGCGGGUUGGUGCCGGAGGAGAACGGCUCUGCCGCUUGGCGGUUUCCGAAGCGCGCUGGAUUGGCGAUUCUGGCCAGCUUCGGAUUAGCCGCGGUUGUUUACAAAGGCGCGGAGGAUUUUUUCGCGGAUGUUUUCAGUCCAAGCGGUGGACUCGUGGAUGAACAGAAGAGCGGCAGCGUCGACUUCCGCGUUCCGGUCCAGAAGCGGACGAGAAAAACGGCAGCACUCACGCCGAGAAGAGGAAAGACGAGGCGUUUUUACGUGCGGGCGGAGGAUUUGCAGCGCAAGUCACCCGGCUCCUGGUCCUACUACCUACCUGAUGCCAGUUUGUCACGGCCGGAGCAGGAAAAUCAUCAAGAGGGUCCUGCUAGCAGGAAGUUUCCCGAACAGGAGCACCAGCAAGAAGUGAUCGCAGCCAGCAAAAAGACCAAGUUCAUCGCGGCAACGCCCACACUGAGGCCGAAGACCGGCCCGUCAUCCUUUCAAGAAAUUGAUAUCCCGCUGAUCAACCCGGGGAAGCAAGACGUCGAGUACUUCGGCCCGGUGAGCAUUGGGACGCCGAGCCAAAAUUUCACCGUGAUUUUCGACACGGGGAGUUCCAACCUUUGGAUUCCCGACAUAUCCUGCGAUCCAAGCAGGUGUGAUACGCCUGAAAUGAAACACUCAAAGUACGACAACACAACCUCUACCUCCUACGGCUUCCUCGGUGACCAGCUGGUCGAGCUGCAGUAUGGCACAGGGAGCUGCAAGGGGUACUACUCCAACGAGACGGUCACUUGGGGCGGCGUGAAGUUGACGACGCAAGGCUUCUUGCGCGUGAAGGAAACCGUCGAGCCCUUCCCGACCGCCCCGUUUGACGGAAUUUUGGGCAUGGGCUUCGAGAAACUCGCGUCGCCGGCGGACAAUAGACCGGUGUUGCAGACCUGGCUGGCGCAACACGGAGCAGAACUGGAGAAGCCGGUUUUCAGUUUCGAAAUGACCGACGCAAACGGAAACGAUCUGGAGGUCGGGGAAUUGCGGAUAGGAACGAUCCCGACAGAGAGGUAUGGCUGUUUUUUUUGUUGCCCUGGACUCCAAACAAUCGAGUUCGAGACGAGUUACUACUCGUGCAUGAUUUUGUUUCCGCAUUUCUGCAUGGUGGAAGUUUUGCAACAAAAAAAUUCAGGUUCGGCAACAUCGGGUACAAUGAGGUCGACGUUGUCCCUCUCACGACACCCAGCGGAGACCGAGGGUAUUUCUACUGGAUGUUGCCAAUGUGGACCAGUCGCAUCGGCAAGAAGGAGGGCGUCGCAAACAUGGCCAUGGUGGACAGUGGCACUUCGUGCCUGGUUAUGCCCACCCAGGACUUCAUUCACUUUGCGCGGCACUUUGACAAUCCACAAGAAAUUUGUGGUUCACCGCGCGCGCCGACCAUUGAACUGGCACUUGGGAGCUUCACGUAUGAGUCUACGACUUCUUUUGGGUCAUGAACAUGAACUAUUCAACAUCGUUUGUUUUGUUGCCGUGCUCGUAGUGCACGUACUCUUUUUCUGCCUAUCGCUGUACCCCGAACCUUUCAGAUACACCUUUUCCCGGGAGGACUACUGCCUGGCCGAUGGCACGCCUUGCCUGCAGCCGCAGGACGCACCGUUUUGGAUUCUUGGGGACGUCUUCCAUCGAAAGUACUACACCACCUACGAUUUCAAGAACCGGAAAGUGCUCCUUUCCAAGCGCGGCGCCAAGUUCAAGCCGAAUAUCGUCGCGGUGCUGAUUGCCAUUGCCUUCUACAUUGUGUUGAUCACCAUGCUAGUCACCUUCGUGUACUGGAUCGGGGCUUGGGUGCGGAAUCGGCUGCGCCGCCGCCAACCGCGAACAGUGAUGGUCCAGGGAACUGUAACCACAGCAGGCGGAACGCCAUUGAACCAAAUGUAGGACGGAAAAGAUGCGGGUGAACAUAAUACACAAUACAACAACGUUCCGGCUGUUGAGAAAGAAACCGUGAUGAAUUCACAAUAUCACAUGCCGCAUGAAGAUAGGAAAAAAGGUGAACUCAGCAAGCGUCUUACAGUUGAAG